Molecule: messenger RNA, 993 nt
Organism: Dracunculus medinensis (Guinea worm)
Lineage: Eukaryota; Metazoa; Nematoda; Chromadorea; Rhabditida; Dracunculidae
Source: the annotation of a GenBank genome assembly
UUGAUAAUUUUAGAAGAUGUGACUGAAGAAAAAGGAACUGAAGAAGAGGGAGAUGGUAAAGUUUCUAGUAUUUCAUUAUCUGGCUCUCGUUCUCGUGCUGAAAAUGCAGACGACGAGUGGAACGAGGAUUAUACUACUCGUUGUUAUUGCGGUCUUGAUCAUAAUGAUGAUUUUAUGAUACAGUGUGAUAUAUGCAAUGUUUGGCAGCAUGGGAAAUGCAUGGGUGUUGAUCAGCGUCGAAUUCCUAAGGUAUAUAAAUGUGAAGAAUGUUAUCCACGAACGCUUAAAUUAACGAAAGCUCAGGCAUAUGAACUACAGAAUAAAAUCUUACUACAGUUACGCCAUGGAAAGAAUGUAAUACAAAAGCGAAAUAGAAAAAAUUCUGGAACAACACAGAAGAGAACGAAAGUAGUAAGUUUUAUUAAAUUAAUAUUGUAUUUUGAUUAUUAUUGUUUUAUAUAUGAUGAUGCGUAUGUUGUGGAAUUGGUGUGCAGUAAUCGUGAUGUGCGAUCAAUGUUCGUUGUAGCAAGUUGUACUGGUCUGGUUGCGGAUCGUGCUUUUUCUCGUAAUGAACCUGUUAUGUAUCUGUCUGUGCCAAAUUUUAGCAAUUUAAUACUCAAUGGAGAAGAAAUACCUAUAUGCGUCGACGCGCGUCGAACUGGUUCCAUAACUAGAUAUGUUCGAAGAUCUUGCACUCCAAAUCUGUUUCUUAAACACGUUUUCUGUGGAGGAAAAUUGCAUAUAAUUGGGUUUGCACAGUGUAGCAUUGAUCGUCUUGAUGAGUUGACAGUGCCAUUUGAUAGUGAUUAUCAGUUGUCCAUUCUAAGUUUAACUUGCGCCUGUGCAUCCUCCUUUGAAGAGGAAGAUGAUGUUGAAGUGAGUCUGUGUAAAAUCAAAAAUUUUAAUCGAAAACUGAAAAUGAAGUCUUUGAUAAGCGGAGAGGUUUGUUCAUUUUGCCUCAUUUUUUUAAAAUCCCUUUUACUGUUUUAUUAG